Messenger RNA from Maudiozyma barnettii, 1431 nucleotides. RefSeq names its product SAM complex subunit SAM50 (gene SAM50). Gene Ontology annotation, cellular component: SAM complex; outer membrane. NCBI's taxonomy places the organism in Eukaryota, Fungi, Ascomycota, Saccharomycetes, Saccharomycetales, Saccharomycetaceae. Bases 1 to 1431 code for a protein of 476 amino acids. The record is from RefSeq and is a predicted model, not a curated record. Gene Ontology annotation, biological process: protein insertion into mitochondrial outer membrane. The transcript has a single exon.
AUGAGUAACAGUAGCGAUGACAUGUCUACUAAUGAAACCGGAGGUAAAGUUGAAUUAUCUCAACAAUAUAUAACACAAUUGCUCUUAGAAGACCAAGACAUUCCUAUCAAAAUAGUUAAUGUUGAUACGGUUCCAACUACGACCAAGAAUUGUAUCAAUGAUAAGACCUUCGAAACCUUUUGCAAUGGUACCUUAUAUAAAUGUGAGAAAUUAUCUGAUUUACAAGAACAAAGUAAUAAUUUGAUUACACGCCUACAUCAAUCUAACUUAAUAAGUGCAAUAAUACCGAUUUUUGAAACUGAAAAAUCCACGGUACAUCCUCACGAAUUAACAAUCCCAUUACCCAUUACCAUAACCUUAAGAUACCAACCUAAGUCUCAUUUUACUGCUAAGACAGGUACAAACAUUACAAACUCUGGUCAAGGUGAUGCAUACUUGACAUUCCAAAAACGUAAUCUAUUAGGUUUAGAUGAAACGGUGACAUUAGACCAUAGAAGAGAUACAGGUACUAAUGCUGGUACUAAUGUCUCAAUGUUGUUUCCUUACAUAAUACGUGACAAUGCAUUUUUGACCGGUAAAAUUGAUGUAUUUGAUAUGAAAAAAUUCUUAGGAGUUAAAGAUCAAGGUAUUUCAUUUACUGCGAACACAUGUUACACCAGAGGCUGGAAUCAUAGUUUAACUUUCGAAUCUUUAAAGAGACAGUUUCAUUAUCCAGAUUACAUUGAAUCCACUAAGAAUAAAAAUAAAUGGGUGUCUGAACAAUUGCUGAUCCAAGAAGGUGAAUUCUUUAAGAAUAAUUUAAAAUUAACUUCCGUAUUGGAUGAAAGAAACAGUACCAUUGCACCAAGUUCAGGUUAUCUCUUAAAAUUUACCAAUGAGUUGUCAUCGAAAUUUCAAAAUCUUCAAUUUUGGAAAACAGCUAUGGAAUUUAAUUGGGUCAAGAGUUGGUUUAAGAAUGAUUUCGUCACUGUAAGUAAUACUAUAAAAUGCGGUUUUAUCAAGAAUUUAAAUCAGAAUGAAUCGUACAUUCAUUUUAUUGAUAAGUUUCAAAAUGGUGGACCCAAUGAUGUAAGAAGUUUUUCACCCAUGGGAUUAGGUCCAAGGGAAUUAGGCCACUCAUUAGGUGGUGAUGCAUUUAUAGCCUAUGGUACCAGUGUAUUUUCACGUAUACCAAUAAAUGCAGUGGCUAAUUCAGGGUUUAGAUUACAUGGAUUUAUAAAUGGUGGGAAAUUAAUGAAUCAUAACAAUCUUCCAUUUCAAGAUACAUUAAGACAACUUGGUCAAGAACAUUCCAGUUCUAUCGGUAUUGGUCUAGUAUUGAGACAUCCAAUGGCAAGGUUUGAAUUGAGUUUCGCUGUACCAUUAACUACACAUGAGGAUGAUUUAACUAGAAAAGGUUUCCAAUUUGGCCUUGGUUUUGAAUUUUUAUAA